AUUCAGCCAUAUUGAUUAUGGCUUUAUUUGGUAUAUUGGCUAAAUGUCAAGAGCAACUAACGCGCUCUCGCGGUUUCCACUCGCACUUUGCUUUCCUGUCAACAGUUCCAUCGAGAAAACCCGUUAAAGUGCGGCAAAAAUAAAUCGAAAAAUCGAUGAGAUGCCGACAAAAUUUUCGAUGAGGAUCGAUGAGUUGAUGGGUCGCUUGUAGGAAUCGUUUCUAACCUAAAAGAUAAUCAGUGCAAAUAACGCGACAAAGCUGCUUAUUACAAUAAUCAGUAAUAUUAAUAGUUUAUUGUUAAUUUAUAGGAAAAAAAAACAAUACAAUAGCUGCCAUAGAAUGCCUUUAAUAGCAGAGCUGGCUAUGGACGAGUACAUGGACAACUGUCGUACAUUUGUCUUCCAAAAUGAAGGACACACUCUUGGAAAUGCUUUGAGGUCUAUUAUUGUGCGAUAUCCAGACGUUGUGUUUGUUGGAUACACCAUUCCUCAUCCAGCUGAAUCAACCAUGAAUUUUCGAAUACAAACUAUUAGAUCUGUAAGAGCAAUAGAUGUUCUACGUCGGGGUUUACGAGAUUUAGAGCAAGUGUGUGAUCUUACUUUAGAAAAGUUCGACAAAGCUAUUUAUAAGUGUAAUUUAUAAGAAAUCACAAGAAUAAAUUUUAUUAAACUUGAA
Molecule: messenger RNA, 676 nt
Organism: Phlebotomus papatasi
Lineage: Eukaryota; Metazoa; Arthropoda; Insecta; Diptera; Psychodidae
Gene: l(2)37Cg
Product: probable DNA-directed RNA polymerases I and III subunit RPAC2
Exons: 1
Coding region: 341-643 (100 amino acids)
Biological process (GO): DNA-templated transcription
Cellular component (GO): RNA polymerase III complex; RNA polymerase I complex
Molecular function (GO): DNA-directed RNA polymerase activity; DNA binding; protein dimerization activity
Source: RefSeq, a predicted model, not a curated record